Messenger RNA from Knipowitschia caucasica, 1140 nucleotides. NCBI's taxonomy places the organism in Eukaryota, Metazoa, Chordata, Actinopteri, Gobiiformes, Gobiidae. The record is from the annotation of a GenBank genome assembly.
AUGACACUACGGAAGGUAAACCUGGUGAUCCUGGUGCUCCUGGCUGUGGCGUUUCUGAUCAUAGUUCAGAGAAACCUCUUCAACCUCAGCGACUUUUUACGCAAGGAAAAUCCAGACGCUAUUGUGGUUCUCCCGUUCGAGUCGAAGCUCUCUCAGGACUCUGGUCUGGACUCUGGUCUUGACCAGGCUCUGGACUCUGGUCUGGACUCGGGUGCCAGGUCUGGGGUCCAGAUUCCGGUUCUCAUCACAGCGGCUGAGGAGCGCCUGGGUGCUGCGGUGACGGCCAUAAACAGCAUCUUCUCCAAUACCAAAGCCAACGUGGUCUUCACCAUCGUUGCUCUGAACCAGACUGUGCGACAACUCAGGACCUGGAUGUCUGAACCAAAGCUCAAGCGCAUUAGGUAUAAAAUUGUUGUCUUUGAUCCUGAGCUGCUCAAAGGGAAGAGUCUCCAUGAUCCAGCCAGAGCGCAGGCUUCGAAACCAUUGUCUUUUGUUCGAUUCUAUCUCCCGCUGUUCGUCCCCGACGCUGAGAAGGUCAUUUAUGUCGACGAUGACAUCAUCGUACAAGGAGAUAUCCAGGAGCUGUUCCAGGUUCACAUUAAACCAGGACAAACCGCUGCCUUUUCAGACGACUGCGACUCUACAGCAAAAGGAAUUGUUCGAGGAUCUUCACAUCAGAAUACCUACCUAGGGUUCCUAGACUUCCGUAAACAGUCCAUUAAAGCCCUGGGACUUCGUGCCAACACCUGCUCCUUCAGUCCUGGAGUCAUCGUUGCAAAUAUGAGCGAAUGGAAAAAUCACAACAUCACCGAGAAACUGGAGCAGUGGCUGGAGCUCGACACACGUGAGAACCUGUUCAGUAAAACUUCGGGCGACAGCGUCACUCCUCCGCUACUCCUCGUGUUCUACAGACGUCACGCCAACAUCACUCCCAUUUGGCACAUCCGUCACCUGGGUUCCUUAGGAGCUGGGAACCGGUUCUCCUCCGGGUUCCUGCGAGCGGCAAAGCUGCUGCACUGGGACGGUCACUACAAACCCUGGGGCCAUGGUGCCGCCUUCACAGACCUCUGGGACCAGUGGUACAUUCCAGACCCCACUGGGAGCUUCCACCGCAUCCGCCGCCAUGAUGACAGACUGUAA